Messenger RNA from Equus quagga, 3681 nucleotides. RefSeq names its product BRCA1 interacting helicase 1 (gene BRIP1). The record is from RefSeq and is a predicted model, not a curated record. Gene Ontology annotation, molecular function: DNA helicase activity; DNA binding; ATP binding. NCBI's taxonomy places the organism in Eukaryota, Metazoa, Chordata, Mammalia, Perissodactyla, Equidae. The transcript is spliced from 22 exons. Gene Ontology annotation, biological process: nucleotide-excision repair; double-strand break repair involved in meiotic recombination. Gene Ontology annotation, cellular component: nucleus. The coding region runs from base 212 to 3658 and encodes 1148 amino acids.
GAGAAGGUAAAACGGCCCGAGUCCGCGCUCAGGCGCGGGAAGUAGCAGCCCGGCGAGGAGGACAGAGGGGUUUGUGACCUUUCUUCUCCGCCAGGGCUCCGCUUUGUUUACUCGCAGCUCUCGGUUUCCUUUCCUCCCGGGAAUCGGAGCGCCGUCUGCUCUGCAUCGGUUUUCCUCAGCACAGUUAGGAAUCUGAAGUAAACAAGAAAGCAUGACGUCUUCAGCAUGGUCUGAAUAUACAAUUGGUGGGGUGAAGAUUAGCUUUCCUUAUAAGGCUUAUCCGUCACAGCUUGCUAUGAUGAAUUCGAUUGUCAGAGGAUUAAACAGUAAGCAGCAUUGUUUGUUGGAGAGCCCUACAGGAAGUGGGAAAAGCUUAGCCUUACUUUGUUCUGCUUUAGCAUGGCAACAAUCUCUUAGUGGGAAGCCAGUGGAUGAAAGCUUAAGUAAAAAAGGUGAAGUACCGUUGUCAUGUUGUUGUACAUGCCAUUCAAAGAAUUUUACAAAGGGUGACGUGAACCAAGUAACUUCACAUCAUUUCAACCGUCCAAGUACACCACCUUCUGAAAGAAAUGGCGUUUCAUCAACUUGUCAAGACUCUCCUGAAAAAACUACGCUGGCUUCAAAGCUAUCUGCCAAGAAACAGGCUUCCGUAUGCAGAGAUGAAAAUGAUGAUUUUCAAGUAGAGAAGAAAAGAAUUCGACCCUUAGAAACUGCACAGCAGAUUAGAAAACGUCAUUGUUUUGAAAAGGAGGUGCACCACUUGGAUGCGAAAGUUGCUGCAGGAAAGACCACAGAACUCAGCUCUCCAUUAAGAAAGAUAAACUCCUUUUCUCUACAGAAUCCCCCUGGUCACUGUUCUAGGUGUUGUUGUUCUACUAAACAAGGAAACAGCCAAGAUUCUUCAAAUACCAUUAAGAAGGAUCAAGGGGGGAAAUCCAAGAUACCUAAAAUAUAUUUUGGGACACGCACCCACAAGCAGAUUGCUCAGAUCACUAGAGAACUCCGGAGGACAGCGUACUCAGGGGUCCCAAUGACUAUUCUUUCCAGCAGGGAUCAUACUUGCAUCCAUCCUGAUGUAGUUGGUAACUUCAACAGAAAUGAAAAGUGCAUGGAAUUGCUAGAUGGGAAAAAUGGCAAAUCCUGCUAUUUUUAUCAUGGUAUUCAUAAAAUUAGUGAUCAGCACAAAUUACAGACUGAAGGAAUCUCCAAGGCCUGGGAUAUAGAAGAACUCGUCACCUUGGGGAAAAAACUAAAGGCAUGUCCAUAUUAUACAGCACGAGAACUAAUAGAGGAUGCUGAUAUUGUAUUUUGUCCCUACAACUAUCUUCUAGAUGCACAAAUAAGAGAAAGUAUGGAUAUCAAUCUGAAAGAACAGAUUGUCAUUUUAGAUGAAGCUCAUAACAUUGAGGACUGUGCUCGGGAAUCAGCAAGUUACAGUAUAACAGAAGUUCAGCUUCGAUUUGCUCGAGACGAACUAGAUAGUAUGGUCAACAAUAACAUAAGAAAGAAAGACCAUGAACCCCUACGAGCUGUGUGCUAUAGCCUUAUUAAUUGGUUAGAAGCAAACUCUGAACAUCUUGUGGAGAGGGAUUAUGAAUCAUCCUGUAAAAUAUGGAGUGGAAGUGAAAUGCUCUUAAAUUUACACAAAAUGGGCAUCACCACUGCUACUUUUCCCAUUUUGCAGGGACAUUUUUCUGCUGUCCUACAAAAAGAAGAAAAAGUCCUACCAAUUCAUGGUAAAGAGUCAAGAGAAGUACCUAUUAUUAGUGCUUCAACUCAAAUAAUGCUCAAAGGACUUUUUAUGGUGCUUGACUAUCUUUUUAGGCAAAAUAGCAGGUUUGCAGAUGAUUAUAAAGUUGCUAUUCAACAGACUUACUCUUGGAUAAAUCAGACUGAUCCUUCAGAUAAAAAUGAGUUCUUUGCUCUACCAAAAAAUAAGAAACGUUUACGACAGAAAGCUGCAGUUCAUGUGCUAAACUUUUGGUGCUUAAAUCCAGCCGUGGCCUUUUCAGAUAUUAAUGGCAAAGUUUGGACGAUUGUUUUAACAUCUGGGACAUUAUCACCAAUGAAAUCCUUUUCAUCAGAACUUGGUGUUACAUUUACUAUCCAAAUGGAGGCUAAUCAUGUCAUUGAUAACUCACAGGUUUGGGUUGGCACCAUUGGGUCAGGCCCCAAAGGUCGGAAUCUUUGUGCUACCUUCCAGCGCACGGAAACAUUUGAGUUCCAGGAUGAAGUGGGAGCACUUUUGUUAUCUGUGUGCCAGACUGUUAGCCAAGGAAUUUUGUGUUUCUUGCCAUCUUACAAGUUGUUAGAAAAAUUGAAAGAACGUUGGCUCUACACUGGAUUAUGGCAUAAUCUGGAGUUGGUGAAGACAGUCAUUGUAGAACCACAGGGAGGAGAAAAAACUGAUUUUGAGGAAUUACUGCAGGUGUACUAUGAUGCAGUCAAGUACAAAGGAGAGAAAGAUGGAGCCCUCCUGGUAGCAGUUUGUCGUGGUAAAGUGAGUGAGGGUCUGGAUUUCUCAGAUGACAAUGCUCGUGCUGUUGUAACAAUAGGAAUUCCUUUUCCAAAUGUGAAAGAUCUACAGGUUGAACUAAAGCGACGCUAUAAUGAUCAGCAUUCAAAAUUGAGAGGUCUUUUACCUGGUCGUCAAUGGUAUGAAAUUCAAGCAUACAGGGCCUUAAACCAGGCCCUAGGUAGGUGUAUUCGACACAAAAAUGAUUGGGGAGCUCUUAUUCUAGUGGAUGAUCGCUUCAGGAGUAACCCAAAUCGAUAUAUAUCUGGACUUUCUAAAUGGGUACGGCAGCAGAUUCAGCACCAUUCUACCUUUGAAAGUGCACUGGAGUCCUUGGCUGAAUUUUCCAAAAAGCACCAAAAGGUCGUUGCUGUAUCCAAAGAGGACAGAAAGUCUAUACAGGACAGUGGGUCUACGUUUGAAGUGGCCUGUUUGAAGGACAAUACCUCAACUUAUUUAUUGGAAGCAGCAAGCCAUCUAUCACCAGAAAGUCCUAGGGAAGAUGAAGCAAAAAUGUGUGUGCAAGAACUACAGUGUCCUAAAAUGAUAACUGAAAGUCCAUCGCUACCAGGCAGCGUUAUCUCCAGAAAUGAGAAAAAUGACUCAGUGUUAUUGGAAGAGUCUGCCCAGACAGUGAAAGCAGAAAAAAUCGUGAUUUCCAGAUCCACAAGCCCAACCUUCAACAAACAGACAAAGAGUGUUAGCUGGUCUAGCUUUAAUUCUUUGGGACAAUAUCUUACUGGUAAAAUUCUGACUGUAACACCUGAGUUCAGGUCAUCAGAGGCUUGUGCUUCUAAUUCUACUUUCAAAACAGAAAAGGAAUAUAAAACUGUUUUGCCACUCACUGAUAAGUGUGAGCCCUCAUCUCUGACAGUAAACACAUCAUUUGGACCAUGCUCUCAGUCAGAAACCACUCUUCCAUCAACAAAGACUGAUGCUACUCUUCUUAAAAAUAAUCAUUCCAAACAGCUGCUCUGCUCUGAAGACGCUCCGGAUCCAGACAUUGAAUUGUCUUUAUCUUUAAAGCUGAUUGGCAGCAUACGUGAACUUCAUUACCUUAGACUUGGAAGCAUGUUCCAGAUCCACCUACUGACUUACUUUGAGGAAUUUUCAAACAACCUUUUUCUAAGAAUACUGUGCUGAUAAAAAUCCAAAGAAUCUUCCUC